AUGGCCAUGCCCUUGCCCUUGCCCGGCCCUGCCCUGUCCGGCCGGCCCUUGGCUGCCCUGCCUGCUGCACGCCUGCUGCCGCAUGCCUGCUGCUGCUGCUUCUGCUGCAUAGCAUUUUUGCGGCCACGCUAUCAGCAUGCAAGACGGUCCAAAAAAGACCGCGUUGGCAGUGCGCCACACCAGCCAGCGCCCAGAAGCCCGUCUGGGGCUAGAGCAUGCCCCGGAAACGGUUGGUCGCCAUUGUGUGCCCAUGUGUGGGUGCAACUGCAUGUGGCUGGGCUGGGCUGUGUGCUGUGUGUGUGCGUGUGUGUGUGCUGGGCUCCCUCUGUGCCCGACGGCGUCAAAAGCAGCCGUGUUUCAAAAAAGUCUGGCCGUGGCGUGUUUGAGACGCGGACGCCCGUCUGCACCUAA
Molecule: messenger RNA, 411 nt
Organism: Bipolaris victoriae FI3
Lineage: Eukaryota; Fungi; Ascomycota; Dothideomycetes; Pleosporales; Pleosporaceae
Exons: 2
Coding region: 1-411 (136 amino acids)
Source: RefSeq, a predicted model, not a curated record